AUGGCCGUCAUGCAGCCUCACCAACUCAAUUGUGAAAGAAGACGGUUCGGAUGGCUGGCUAUGGCAGCUGCUACCGUGGCCAUGGUCACAUGUUUCGGGCCGGGAAGCACGAAGAGCUUCGUGACAGGCUACACGGUGUCAGGAGCCGCGCCUGACUGCAGCCCUGUAGCCAUGGAGGCCAAGCGACAGCGAACCUGGCCUAUCAAAUUCCGACAGAACGCGGAAUAUUUGGCGCGCCAUCCUCCACCAGCCAUGACAGAGAAGAAGCGGAAGCGACGUUUGCUCUAUAUCAACCUCUUCAGGCGCCAGGAUGAGAUGUUGUGCGAGAAGUAUAUUUUCAACGACCCUCGAGACGACAGGUGGCAGUGGGACGUGGACAAGACUCGCCAGUUUCUUGAUGAGGAGAAAACCAUGGUGGACGACAUCAAAAAGAAGAAGCUGACUAGCCGCGAUGACUUGGGCCUGCCUCUGCCGCCCACGGAUCUGAAGAUAAAGGCGAUUGCCAAAAUCCAGCGGAGCACUGCAGCACAAGCCUCGAAGCAAGAAGCUGACAAGGCCAAUAAGGAAGAAGGGAAGCCUCGAGCUAAGAAGAAAAGCCAAAUGAAUCAGGAAGUGGACCUUGGGAACGUGGACGUUGAGUUCAUGAACUACAAGGGCCUGGUCAUGACAAGGAAGCAGAAAGCAGCGUUUGCUGCUCGUGCAGCGAAGAACAAGAAGCAAGGCCGCCGCUAG
Molecule: messenger RNA, 732 nt
Organism: Symbiodinium natans
Lineage: Eukaryota; Dinophyceae; Suessiales; Symbiodiniaceae
Source: the annotation of a GenBank genome assembly